This is a messenger RNA of Xylona heveae TC161, 556 nucleotides long. RefSeq names its product trafficking protein-like protein particle complex subunit 2. Gene Ontology annotation, biological process: endoplasmic reticulum to Golgi vesicle-mediated transport. The transcript is spliced from 3 exons. Gene Ontology annotation, cellular component: cytoplasm; nucleus; TRAPP complex. The record is from RefSeq and is a predicted model, not a curated record. The coding region runs from base 131 to 556 and encodes 141 amino acids. NCBI's taxonomy places the organism in Eukaryota, Fungi, Ascomycota, Xylonomycetes, Xylonales, Xylonaceae.
GCUAGAGCUACCAGCGCAGGAAUUACGGAGGGCAGCACGCCACAGCAGCGGGUCAAUUUACCUUACGUGAAGAAUAUCAGCCUCAAAUCAAGAGUGGGAAUUAUCAAGAUCUUAGUAGAAGAAUAUCGCCAUGUCGUACUACUUUGCUAUUGUCGGGACAAAAGACAAUCCGCUUUUCGAGCACGAGUUUGGCACGUCGAAGCAAGGCGGCGAUGGCGUGGCGCGGUUUCGCGAAGAAGCACGACAUAUGAACCAGUUCAUCGUGCAUAGCAGUCUGGAUAUUGUCGAGGAGGUGCAGUGGGGUAAUGGACAGAUGUACCUCAAAGUCAUUGACCGAUUCUACAACAACUAUGUGUCGUGUUUCCUGACCGGCGGCAACAUCAAGUUUCUCUUACUCCAUGCCCCGACAACACCGAAAGCAAUACGCUCGUUCUUUGUCGAUGUCUACGAAAUCUGGGUCAAGACGUUGAUGAACCCGUUCUAUCACAUUGAUAUGGAAGUCCGAAGUCCAGUGUUUAGAAGCAGAGUCGUUGCCGCAGGACGAAAGUAUCUAUAA